Messenger RNA from Sinocyclocheilus grahami, 3604 nucleotides. Its product is annotated as protein Mdm4. The record is from RefSeq and is a predicted model, not a curated record. The transcript has 11 exons. Lineage: Eukaryota; Metazoa; Chordata; Actinopteri; Cypriniformes; Cyprinidae. Bases 393 to 1919 code for a protein of 508 amino acids. Gene Ontology annotation, cellular component: nucleus. Gene Ontology annotation, molecular function: ubiquitin-protein transferase activity. Gene Ontology annotation, biological process: protein ubiquitination; negative regulation of apoptotic process; regulation of cell cycle.
GGGUGCCAGUAAAAGAAAGAAGAAGAAGAAGAAGAAGAACUGCGCGUGAGGUCUGGCAACCCCGAUGAUGACGUACACCACGUCAACUUCAACGGACUGCAACUGUUCAAAAACCCCACACACCUCUCCCUUUCUUUACACGAACUCUGAUUCUUUAAAAACGGGAAACCAUGUAAUCGUUCACAGAUAACACGGUGAGUGUGAAUGCACUACCAGCACGAUCACGCGAGGUGUAGUUUAAACGUUAACGGCUCGUUUGUUUCUGAAUGUCGCGCGCGAGCUAGCCUAGCUUCCUUGCUUCAGCCUCGGAGAAUUUACGUUUUUUCAGCCAACUAUCACAGCUUACCUUAUUAUCCACUUGCCAGAACUAGGAUAAUGUUCUUAAGUCAAUCAUGACCUCAUUGUCAUCACCACCACCACCAUCAUCAUCAUCAUCAUCAUCAUCGUCUCAGUUAACGGGGUCAAGCUCUUCAUGCAGGACUCUUCCAGGGGAAGGGACUCAGGUCCACCCCAGAGCUCCGCUACUGCAUAUCUUGAGAGUAGCAGGUGCUCGGGAGGAGUUGUUUACCCUGAAGGAGAUCAUGCACUAUCUGGGUCAGUACAUCAUGAUGAAGCAGCUGUAUGACAAACAAAGACAGCACAUCGUCCACUGUCAAGAUGACCCACUCGGAGAGCUACUGGAAGUGGGGAGCUUUUCCGUUAAGAACCCCAGUCCUGUGUAUGAGAUGUUGAAGAGGAAUUUGUUUAUUUUGAACAAUUCGGAUGCAGCAAAGAAUCUUUCAGUCGGCAAGGAUUCUAAUGAGUCUCCAAGUGAAGAUCCUGGUCAGGUUUCCAGUGGUUCGAUUAGCUCUGGACAAGCUCUCAUUGCUGGUAGUUCCAGCACUGGUGCAACGCAGAGCUGCUCACAACGCAGGCCACGUGAUCCUGAUGAAGAUUCCUCAGACGGCUUGCCCAGGUCUGCUUGCAAACGGCCAAAGCUGGAUGUUACUCUGGAAGAGUGGGACCUUUCUGGGUUGCCCUGGUGGUUUCUGGGUAACCUGCGAAGUAAUUACACUCGCCGGAGCAAUGGUUCAACGGAUAUUCACACCAAUCAACUCUCUCCUGGACAGGACGAGGAUACGGCCAUCGUUUCUGACACCACAGAUGAUCUUUGGUUCCUGAAUGAGGCAGAGAGCGAGCAAGUGAGUGUGGAGAUGAAGGAGGCAGUGCUGGAGCAGGGAAGUGACGUGGAGUCUCCACAUGAAGAAGAGGAGACUGGGAAAGAUAGUAAAGAUACCAAGAAGAUGCAAGAAGAUGAGGAUGAUGACUCUCAGUGUUUAAGUGAUGACACUGAUACUGAGAUCUCCACACAGGAUGCGUGGCAGUGUUCAGAGUGCCGCAAAUUUAACACCCCUCUUCAACGGUACUGUAUGCGCUGUUGGGCUCUGCAAAAAGACUGGUACAAGGAUUGUCCUCGUCUUGUACACUCCAUCUCUGUGCCAGACAUCCCCGCCUGCAGUUCACGUCCUGAGAGGGAUGAAGACGAGGAGGAUGAUGAUGGAAUCGACAUGCCUGACUGCCUUAGGACUGUGUCUGACCCAGUCGUCCUCCCCUCGCACCACGUCUCUAGAAACAUCCCCCCAUCAUCCGCUUCCUCGUCUAAAGGAAAGGGUCCUUCCCAGCUUCACCACCACUUACAGGAGAGCUCGGAGGGAGACAGCCAGGACACGCUGGACAUGGAGACGGAAUGCCAACCGGAGGCCAUAAUGGAACCCUGCAAGCUGUGCCGAGUGCGGCCCCGAAACGGCAACAUCAUCCACGGCCGCACAGCUCACUUGAUCACCUGUUUCCCCUGUGCCCGCAAGCUGCACAAAUUUCAUGCUCCUUGCCCAGGCUGUGGCCAGGUUAUACAGAAGGUCAUUAAAACCUUCAUAGCAUGACCAAAGCAUCUUAAAGGCAUGCAUGAAUUAUAAAUGCACACUCAUAUACUAAUUUAAAAAAUGUUUCCUUGUACAUAUACAGAAGGCGGCAGGAAAAUUGACAAACCAUUUCUGGGCUAAAAUGAAAGCACAGUGUAUCAGUGUAAUAGUACAGUGUAUCUAUGAUUUAUAUUGAAUUACAAAUCAAGUAUAAAUAAUGUACAGAAUGUAAUUUAAAGAACGUGGGCUCGUAUUGAUGGUUUGCCAUUUUGUUAGCAUAACAAAUGCCUUUGCCUCUGCUUUCUGUCAGGUGAAGGAGAGGGUUAGCCGCCAUGAUUUUCUACUGAUAGUGGAAAGGUAUAAAUCAUGGGUCAAAAAUAAUAUUUGACCCAGAAGAAUUGCAUGGCUUCAGUAUUUGUGCCUGCAUAAAUAAUUAAAAUCCUAACCUUUACUACUUUAAACGGACCAGACAGUUUGUGUUAAGCGCAUUUAAAAGGCCUUUCAUUAUACUUGACCAACAUUGGUUUUACUUUAUUUGAGAAAAAUAGACUAUGGUUUUUCUUUUUUGCAUAUUUUUUGCAUAUUUUUUUUGCAUAUUUCAUGCACUUAAAGACUAAAGCUCUAGGAAUCACUCCAACGUGAUGUUAAGUACGCCUGGUGAAGGGUUUUUCUUUGGAUAGGUGCUUUAAGCGGAUUACAUGGGAAUAUUUAUUUAUUUAUAAACUUUAGUUUUGGUAGAUGACAUCUAAUGGGAUGAACAGUCACAUGUCAUUCCUGUGCUAUAGUGAGAGAACCAAUUGUAUUACAGAUGGUAAAGUAUUUUAUAUAUACAUAACCUUAUAUAUAAGCUUUUCAUGUAUGGGAGCUACAAUAAAAAUAAAGUGUAAUUAGGCCAAUGGCCAUGGUUUUCACUUCCUAACCCUUCCUUUGGUUGCUGAAGAUGCUCAGUUCCUUGUUCCAUUGUUUGUUUGUUUUUCUGUACCUGAACAGAUCUCAUGUAUGAUUGAGGGCAAUUUGUGUUCUGUCUGUUCAUCCUUCUGCCUCUCAUCCACACACGUGUCUGUUUAAUGAAGGUUAAGGAACCUAUGUGUGGAGCAGUUAGCAGGAAUUCUUCUUUUUCAUGGAACUGCCAGGUGAGAUGACAUAUAUGGAAAAAAAGUGUUUUGAAAGCAAAGUCUGCCGUGCCUUUUAUUUUUUCCAAAAUGGUCAUUUAUUGUUAGCAGUGUUAAGUAAAAUUUUAUGGAUUUUAGGGUUAUUGUCCUCUGCUUUUCUUAGUACUGUGUUGUUUCCUGUAACAAAGCGGAUUCAGUCUCUGUGGUGCAUUAAGUGCAUUGAGGGCUCUUUGAAAAGGAAAUCUGUUGUCCUCAGCCUUUAGAGGGCGAAAGCUUUCACAUACGUUAAACCCACUAGCUUUGCUUAUUUCUAAUUAAUGCUGUUAUGAGGAUGUCCAUUUAAAUUUCUUAUCUUGUGUGUGGUACAAACUGCUAUUUCACUGCCAUUAUGCCUCAUAGUAUGGAAUCGAAAACAAAUUCAUCCUAAGCCAAUGCAAUUAUAUAAUAACGUUUAUUUGAUUGUUUAGUAAGUUUGUUUGCUUGUUUGUUUUAACAAAACCUUGUUUCUGCUCUGAUUUAAUCUGAACAGUAUUUUUUGUUUGUUCUUUUAACUGUAGAAUAAUCAAUGGGAAUAAAUGCUAUCGUUCGUUUGUA